This is a messenger RNA of Zygotorulaspora mrakii, 1989 nucleotides long. RefSeq names its product alpha-mannosyltransferase. Gene Ontology annotation, biological process: mannan biosynthetic process. Bases 1 to 1989 code for a protein of 662 amino acids. NCBI's taxonomy places the organism in Eukaryota, Fungi, Ascomycota, Saccharomycetes, Saccharomycetales, Saccharomycetaceae. Gene Ontology annotation, molecular function: alpha-1,2-mannosyltransferase activity. The transcript has a single exon. Gene Ontology annotation, cellular component: Golgi apparatus. The record is from RefSeq and is a predicted model, not a curated record.
AUGGCUAUCUUGAACAGCCUGAGAAUGAAGUUCAGAUUUAUUGGGCAUUUCCUUAGGAGGAAGAAUGCCAAAAUGUUGCGAGUAGGUAUCAUAUUGUUUAUCUCCCUUUGCUUGGUAUUUGCCGCGAUGCAUAAAGGAGGAGAUUACAUGCCAAAUCUCCCAUACUUCAGAAUCAAUGAUAAGGAAGCUCCAGAGAGAGUUCCAGAUUGGGGUUCCCUUUCGGAUACGGUUGUCGAACCGGCAAGAGAGCUCAUCUCUGAGGAUGAAGAUUUCGAGACUAUCAAUACUAGACUACGUGAUGUUUUAUCAGCAACAAUGAAAAGAAUUGAAGAAUUCUCACCUAAAGAAAAGUUUGACAGGAAAAAUGGUGCUGAUUGUAAGAUCGGUGACAUUCACAUCGAUGAUACCAAAAGUUUUGACAGAUUAACCAAAUCGGAGCUGCUGAAAUGUAUACAGCUUCCGGAUACUGUUCAAGACGAGAUGAAAAGUUUGCAUAAGUCAUUUCUGUCAGCAUUGAAAGAGGAAAUCAUACCAUCAUAUGGGCCUCAACUGUAUAAAGGUAAGGGUAUCGUUAUGGUUGCAGGCGGAAAGUUUACUUUAAUUGGUAUGCCAGCAAUAAAAGCUAUUCGUGAAAAUGGUGAUGAGGAUAUUCCAAUUGAAAUCAUGGUUCCUCCAGAUAACACAGAUGAAUCCUAUUUUUGUGAGCAGAUUUUACCGGAGCUAGAUCCAUCUGGCAAAUCACGUUGUGUCUACAUGGAAAAGCUCUUUGACCCAAGUACAUUUCAAAAAGUUAAAGGCUAUCAGCUUAAACCUCUGGCACUCCUUGCCUCCAGCUUUGAAAAUGCUCUCUUGCUUGAUGCUGACAACUAUGUAAUAAAUUCUAUCUCCAACAUUUUCAAUACAUCACCAUUCAAGAAACAUGGGUUAGUAUUGUGGCCAGAUUAUUGGCGUAGACUCCAUCAUCCAUCUUUGUAUGACGUCACUGGCAUAAAAGUUGAGACUGACAACCAGACAAGAUAUUCUUUUGAUGAUGUCUCUCCACCUGAGAUCUAUAAAAAUGAGAACCCCAAAAAUGCUCCAUUUCACGAUUUAGAAGGAACAAUUCCUGAUAGUAGUACUGAAUCUGGACAAUUGCUAGUCAAUAAAAGUAAGCACCUGGAAACUAUCAUCUUGAGUCUCUAUUAUAACUAUAAUGGACCCUCUCACUAUUAUCCAUUACUGGGACAAGGCUAUGCCGGUGAAGGUGAUAAAGACACUUUUGCUCUUGCUGCAAAGGCAGUACAUUCCAACCAAAGCUACUAUCAAGUGAAGUCCCCUGUGGGAGCAAUGGGCUAUUGGGCUCAUAAGAAGGAUGAAACAUUGGUACUGGAGGGUGACGCUGCCCCUGAAAAGGAAUUUCGUGGGGUCGCUAUGCUUCAGCAUGAUCUUGAGUUUGAUUACAAAACACACGAAGAAGUAAAGGAAGAAAUUUCUACCAAAUAUACCCGAGCCCUGAAUAAAUAUCGCGAACAAAAAGAUACGGAGGGUACUGAUGACGGCAUAGCUUUGUCCAUAGAAUUCUGGAACAUCCAAAAAAAGCUUGGCUACCAUCUUGCGGACUUUAGAUCUUACUUCAAAGAUGUGCCAGUGACUUUCGUCCACUCCCAUUUACCAAAAUACAAUCCCUGGGAAUUUGGUAAAGAACAAGAUUUAACCUUUGAUGGUAGAAAAGUCAUGAAUCGUCAUAAAGAUGAACCCGGCUUUUCGCCAAUUCAUCACGGUCACUAUAGAAUGUAUAAUGAUGAUUUCGCUAAAUUAACAAGCUAUGACCUAGAGCUUGAAAACUGGAGCUGCUUCAAGAAGUUCAUAUGUGAAAGAGACAAUGGGUUUGAAAGUUUCAGUUAUUUAAAGCAGCAGGUUGAGUCCACCAUAGAUGGCCGGAAACAAUAUGACGAUAUGUGUGAUUAUAUUAACGACAGAGUCGAAAUGCUGCGAGAGUCUACUUGGUAA